AUGCGCUGCUUGGCUCCAGUCCUCCCCUCCAUUCCUCAGCGGUGCUGCUGCGGCUGGAGCUCCGCUAUGGCUCUGAGAGAGGCUGUAUACGUGGCGGCGAGUCUCGCCUGGAUCUUAGCCGUGUGUGGAGCCUCGGCCCCGGCGGCUGUCUCCGGCCUUCUGCCGCCCUACGACGCGCAGUACUACCUCGGAAUCCGAGCCUAUUUCCAGGAGGAGUGGGAGAAAGCGGCCGAGCACCUGGAGAAGUCUAUCUCUACCCGGCAGGCUCUUUACACAACCCGGGGGAAAUGUCACGACGAGUGCGGGAGAGCGGUUGACGAGAUAGCCUCUAAACUAGACACAGAGAAUGGCAGCAACUGGGACUUGUGGGCUCUGGACUGGAUCCAGCGGCGAGCGGAGUGUAUAAAGUUCUGUCUGGGUCGAGCCGUCACUCCCGCCGGGCAGCUCCCAGUAUCAACAGAUAUCGAGUAUGAAUUUGGGACUCGGAACCCUUACAAUUUCCUGCAGGUCACAUAUUACAAGUUGGGGAAGCUGCAGAACGCUGCUUCAGCUGCUCACACGUUCUUCGUGGCCAACCCGAGUCACCUGGAGAUGAGGAACAACAUCGAGAAGUACAGGCGCAUGAGCGGCGUCACAGAGGACGCCUUCCACGACCGGGAGAGAGAGCUGGAGAAGCACUGGGAGUUCUAUGAUGCCGCUAUGCUGGCUGAGAGCUCGUCGGACUGGCUGCGGGCAGUGGAGAGAUGGAGGGAGUGUGUGAACGAGACGCUGAAGCAGACGAAUGACUGCAGAGCUCAGUGUGUGGUAUCUUCUCAGCGCUUCCCGGAGGAGGAGGACCCCACGCAGGGGGUGUAUGAGAAAGCUGCAGCACUUUCUCUGUCUCUGCUGUCAUGCAAGCAGAUGUGUGUAUCUCUGGUGUCGACACGACCUGGACGGAUUUCUCCUCAAGAGGACUUUAUUCCCCUGCAGCUGGAGCAUCUUCACAUUGCCCAGUAUAAAGCUGGUGACCUGAAGGGAGCAGUGCAGACUCUGCGUUCUCUGUUGCUUUUCUACCCCACGGACGCAGACUCUCUCAACAACCUGCAGCUCUACUCUGAGUCUCUGGAGGGCGACACUGAGGCUCAGGCCUCAGGCCCAUCACAGGAGAUCGCCAGAUACGUCAGCAGAUCGUUAGCAGAGAAGAAACUGCUCUAUUUUGGAGUGGAAAACCUGGAUUUUAAAUUCAUUGACCCGGACCUGUGGACACCAGAGGGCGUCGUUCCUGAGUCUCUGAGGGAAAGCUGGAGAGCAGAAAGAGAACAGCUGAAUGAGAAACUAAAGGAAGGAGAGAGACUGUUAGAAGUGGAUGAAAGUGGAUUCUAUGCUGGUGGUCCAGUUCCCCUGGUUGGGGUGACAAUAACGAUGGACGACCAGACUCUGAAUGGAACAAACCGUGUCGUUCUGGAUGGGGUUUUGUCCGAGUCUGAAUGUGGAACUGUGAUGCAGCUGGCCAGCGUGGCUGCAUCCGUUGGAGACGGAUACAAGGGAAGACGAUCUCCCCACACCCCUAAUGAGAAGUUUGAGGGCCUGACUGUUCUAAGAGCUCUUAAGUUGGCUCAGGAUGGAAUGGUGAACCAGUCAGAUGCCAGGCUGCUGCACGAGAUCGGGGAGAGAGCCAGAAUUCUAAUGCAUUCAUAUUUCAGGAGCCACUCAGCUCUUUACUUCUCCUACACACACCUCGUUUGUCGCUCCGCCAUUCCAGGGCAUCAGGAUGGACGAAUGGAUCUGUCUCAUCCUGUUCAUGUGGAUAACUGCAUACUGGAGCCGGAGACUCGGCAGUGCUGGAGAGAAGCUCCAGCUUUCACACACAGAGACCUCAGUGCAAUUCUGUACCUGAAUGAAGAUUUUGAAGGAGGGGAGCUGUUCUUCACCGACAGAGACGCCAAGACUGUCACAGCCAGGGUGAAGCCCAGCUGUGGGCGCCUCGUUGGUUUCACCUCCGGACCCGUAAACCCUCACGGCGUCACCGCGGUUACAGCCGGCCGCAGAUGUGCACUAGCACUGUGGUUCACCACAGAAAAACACCAUCGAGAUAUGGAACGGGAGGAAGCGGAGGCCAUGUGGGCAGCCGAUGGACAGAGCGUGGUAAAGGAGGAAAAAGAGGAUCCAGACAGCACCGUCGCUCCUGCCCGGAGUGGGCGGAGCCAAACACCUAAAGCAAGGAGCAAAGAGAGGGAGAGAGUGAGAAGUGGGAGGGAUGAACUUUAAAAGUGACCAGCCAAUCUGGCACAGCCGACCCCAUGCUUUGCACCAACUCUGACCAUGUCACGAACAUUUUACACAUAUAGACAUGGCCUCUACACUCUAUGUCUCUAAAGCUCAGCCCAACAAUUUUUUUUAUGUGCCUUUUUGUUCACAUGAAUACAGCGUUCAGUCACUGAAACCCAAAAAACAGGUUUCUGAAAGUGAAAAUUGUUGAAAUGUGUGAAAAUUCAGUGUUUUAAGUUUUUUUUUAAGCCUGGCUACAAAUACACAACAUGUGAGAUUCAGAGGUCUCAUCGCUUCAGAGUAGAAAUCAUCUAGUCUGUGCUUGAGGUCAAGUUAAGAAGAUCUGCUGUGUCUCAAAUCUUUGUUUGGAAAAUGUGCUUCAGAUUCAUGCUGUGUUUAGGUCUAUCUUGGCUGUUAUACUGUUUUAAGGAAUUUGUCAUCAAAAUUUAGGUUGCUGUUGUGCCCCCUUCUGGGCAAGUGUGCAUUUUAAGAGUUAUUUUUGGGCUGUUUUGUGCUCGCAUGUCAUUUCAGAAAUGCUACUGGAGAUGUGUUUUUUUUUUAUAUAUAUCCAAAUACAUGUGGACAGGCCCUAAGCUUGUAAACUUGUAUGCGAGUAUGUAAGUAUGGUAUGUAUGUGUGAACGUGUCCAGAAUUGCCUAUUUUGCCUAUUUGGUGCUGGUACCUCAGGAUUAAUUAUGUGAAACCUUUUGUUGUAUUUUUCUGUUUUUAUUUCUCUCAGAAUAAAACAUGAUGUGAUUAAAAAA
Messenger RNA from Astyanax mexicanus (Mexican tetra), 3011 nucleotides. It is a transcript of the gene p3h3, whose product is annotated as prolyl 3-hydroxylase 3. The record is from RefSeq and is a predicted model, not a curated record. Gene Ontology annotation, biological process: collagen metabolic process. Gene Ontology annotation, molecular function: protein binding; iron ion binding; procollagen-proline 3-dioxygenase activity. Lineage: Eukaryota; Metazoa; Chordata; Actinopteri; Characiformes; Acestrorhamphidae. Bases 1 to 2247 code for a protein of 748 amino acids. Gene Ontology annotation, cellular component: endoplasmic reticulum. The transcript is spliced from 17 exons.